Gadus morhua (Atlantic cod) is the source of this 2721-nucleotide messenger RNA. It is a transcript of the gene glis2b, whose product is annotated as GLIS family zinc finger 2b. NCBI's taxonomy places the organism in Eukaryota, Metazoa, Chordata, Actinopteri, Gadiformes, Gadidae. Bases 1000 to 2442 code for a protein of 480 amino acids. Gene Ontology annotation, biological process: regulation of transcription by RNA polymerase II. The transcript has 7 exons. The record is from RefSeq and is a predicted model, not a curated record. Gene Ontology annotation, molecular function: DNA-binding transcription factor activity, RNA polymerase II-specific; RNA polymerase II cis-regulatory region sequence-specific DNA binding. Gene Ontology annotation, cellular component: nucleus.
GUAUGGUGGACCGGAGGCGAUGGACGGGAGACGAGGAUCCGGGGACCGCCCAUGGCGGAGGGGCGGAGCCAGCAAGCACGCGCUGAGCUGGCAGAGUCUGGGCUAGUCCUCCGCGCGCGACGAGAGGGAGACACGGGCUGGCGCGGGUCCGGGUGUGCUGUCUGCUGCUCUCGAGACCGACGAGAGAGAGAGAGAGAGAGGGGGAGACCGGAGAGCGACGAUCACGUCUCCUGGAGUACGAGGCAGAAGAAGAGGAAGAAGAAGAGGAGAGGAGUCAGGACACUCGGAGAAAACUAAUAAAUCGACCCCCCCCCCUCCUCACUCGAGUAUACUCGGAGUCGGCGUCUGGGAAAAAAACACCAAGGGAAGACCCCCUGUCUUCGUGACAUCUCUGUUGAGUGCCCAGCGCACCCCUCCCAGCCCACCCCCCCAAAGGAACGACCACCCAUAGGAAGAGCAAGUUGACCAGCGUCGCCAGCAGGCGAUGCACUUAGGAAGACACCGACGACCCUUGCGCCUCUGGUCUCGAACGCAUGACAGCCGAAGACGUCUUAAUUUUCCUGACGGCAACAGUUAAGAAUACGGAUUUUGGUGUUUACAUUUUUUUUCUUUUUGACGGAUCGGCUAUGGCAAGACGAUAUAUCACUUCACGGCAACGUGUUUAAGUAUCACGCCGUAUAGUCUGCUCUAUAGCUGUGGAAUUAACCAUUAACGUGCAGUGUGGCGUUAUGUUUUUUUAGUGUUUAAAUUUAUGCUGACAAUGGUCUGGGAACGGGCCGCCUCGAUGGACACCUAGUAUCGUUUUUUCCCCGUUUUGUAUUUCAUAUAUAUACUCGACUAGACGACAUCACGUUUCAAGAAGUCGUUCGUCCUCCUUUUUUGCGGAAAGUCUUGCGUGGGAAGUUUGCGCCGAAGAGGGAACAAGUCGUAGAGAACUCUGCGGCAUCCACAUCAUUGUACUCUACGGUGCGAGCUGAUUGGAGGGCCGCCACCGCCGCCAUGCUGUCAUUGGACGAGCCCCUGGACCUGAAGCUGCCGCGGCGGGUCAACGGGCGUGACCGGGGCCCCCGCGCGGCCCCCCUGUCCCCGCUGCACCACGCCAAGCGGGCGCGGCAGCUCUACAUGGCCGACGACGGGACGGCCGUCAUAGAGCCCGCCUCCCCCGAGUCCCCGCACUCCGGUGUACAGGUGGUCCCUCGGGAUGGGUCAGAGACCCCCACCCCCCCGGCGGUGGACCUCAGCAUGUCCCCCUUCUCCUCCCGCCACACCUCCAGCUCCCCAGAGACCCCCAACAGUGGCCACGUCCCGUCAGCAGAAUCCCACAUCCGUUAUGUCGAGGGCGGGGCCUCCUCGCAGACCUUCCAGUUCUUUGUUCCGAUUGGAGCAGGGCCGGGACUACACCUGCCGUCCUCCAUGUUCAUUGGCCAGGCCGGUGACCGGCGCACCUCUCCUGACCUAUCAGCGGAUGAGCAGCUCGCCUGCCACUGGAAGAAGUGUCACCUGCUGUUCGACUCCCUCCAAGACCUGGUCGACCACGUCAACGACUUCCACGUCAAGCCUGAAAAGGAUUCUGGGUACUGCUGCCAUUGGGAGGGCUGUGCACGCAACGGGCGCGGGUUCAACGCCAGGUAUAAGAUGCUGAUCCACAUCCGCACCCACACCAACGAGAAGCCCCAUCGCUGCCCCACGUGUAACAAGAGCUUCUCCCGCCUGGAGAACCUGAAGAUACACAACCGCUCACACACAGGCGAGAAGCCCUACAUCUGCCCCUACGAAGGCUGCAACAAGCGCUACUCCAACUCCAGCGACCGCUUCAAGCACACGCGCACGCACUACGUGGACAAGCCCUACUACUGCAAGAUGGCGGGCUGCCUGAAGCGCUACACCGACCCCAGCUCGCUGCGCAAGCACAUCAAGGCCCACGGACACUUCGUGGCCCAGGAGCCCGGCUGCCCGGGCGGGGUGGGCUCCCUGCUGAAGCCGGGCCCCUGCAGCGGAGGGGCCCUCGCCAGGGAAGCGGAGCCCUCCUACCAGGGCGGGGCCCGCCUCCUGCUCCCGGGCGCGGCCGCCUUCCACCACGCCCUGCAGGGCCUCUCCGGGGGUCUGCCCCCCCUCUCCCCCGUCGGCGCCCGGCCCCUGGACCUGAGCGCCCUGGGGGGCCCCGGGGGGCCCCUGCCGGCCGGCUCGGUGCUGUCCUUCCCCGGCUCGCCCCUGGGCCUCGGGAAGGCCUCCCUGAUCUCCCCCGCCUACCCCCCCCUGAGGCCCCCCCCCCCCCCCGGGGGGGAGCGGAGGGGCCCGGACCACCACCUGGUCCAGGGGAGGCGGUGGGGGGGCCGGGGGGAGGGGGUGCUGAACCUCUCCACGGCGGGGGCCCUCGACCCGCUGUCCUGGGUGGUCAUCCCCCCCGGGGCCGUGGUGCUGAAGCCAGCUGUUGUCAACUGACACCUCCCCGCGCGCACACACACACACACACACACACACUCGCAGACACACACACAUAGAUGUACACACACAGUCACACAAACCCACACACACACACAGUCACGCACACACACACAGACACACCAACACACGCACACACACAGACAUGCUCACACGCAGACUCAAACAAAGAGAGCUCACACAAACACACACACACCCCCUCAUGCACACCUUACACACACACAUACCACAGGAGCUCAGGGGGUAGGGGUCGGGCGGGGUGGACGCCCCUGGGGUGAU